ACCAUGGUUUGUUUUCAGGCGAUUCCGACAUUCUCAAGAGCAUGCCGGGCGACCAGUAAUUUUGUUAAGAUCGUGCUUUCCGGUGAUUGCUGUUUUUCCCCUCUAAACUGUGUCAUUUUAAUUUUAAUUGUGGUUCUUCAAUGCUAGUUGGUUGACAUGUACCAUCACACCAUCCAGAUUCUGGCAGUGUUUUGAUGUUUGGUUGAUGAAUUUUGCUUCUGGGAUGAAAUGAUGAACUGUGCCUUUCCUUUAAUUAUUUAUCUUUAUUUACAUAUGAGUAGCAUUAUGUGUCAUAAACAUGACUUUUAUGAACUAUUUUCAUCAUCCAAAAACUUGUCCUUACAAAACCCCCCCAAACAGGGAUGUUGGUUAUCAUUUCCAACAACUGCCCACCCCUCUGGAAGUCGGAGAUUGAGUAUUAUGCUAUGUUGUUAAAAGUGGGUGUUCACCACUAUCGUGGAACCAACAAUGAUUUGGGAACUGCAUGUGGAAAAUUCCACAAAGUGUGUUGCAUGAGCAUUAUUGACCCUGGUGAGUUUCUGUUUUCUAACCAAUGGUUUGUUUUCAGGAUGCUGUCCAAACUCACCCAAACCACGAUGGUAAUGGAAUACCAGACCGCCUUCGAGGCCCUUCUCAACAAGCCCUUCUCCUUCUUCGAUCGAAGCAUGCCAUCGCCACAACCCCAUCUUCUCCUUCUUCUCCGGCGAGCAGCAGCACGAUGGUGGGGCGACGAACCAGAACCCCCGGCGACCACAUCCCGCGACCCAGCAGCUCAAGGACUCGGCAAUGGGCAGACCCGACCCGGUUCUCUAGUGGCUGCCUCUGUUCCGGCAAACCAGCAACUCCGGCGACUUCCCUUCGUGCUCCAGCCAUUCCGGGCAGCGGUGGUAGUUUGAGCAGUCGUAUCGGUUCGGGCAACGGGAUGAAUCUGUUCUGACAAUGAAUUCUAAUCGACGAAUCGAGGUAAUCAUGGAGGGACUGACCUUGGAACAUAUCCCGGAGGGAAGCGUGACGGAGGAGAUGUACGGAUGCAGUGACUUAAUAAUGUUCGAUUUAAUUAUAAAGCUUCCGCACCAUUUGUAUAAACCCUGAUAUGUAAAUUAAAUGGUUUGAGUUGAU
Molecule: messenger RNA, 1119 nt
Organism: Cuscuta campestris
Lineage: Eukaryota; Viridiplantae; Streptophyta; Magnoliopsida; Solanales; Convolvulaceae
Source: the annotation of a GenBank genome assembly